UGAAUACACGUGUGAGUUCACACGUUCUCACUUCAUGAUAUGGUCCAACACUUUGACCACGUCUUCCACCAUCUCACUUCCGCUACGAUUAAGGAGCACGUUCCACCAACUGCUCAACAUGGUGGCAAGAGGCAACGUGGUUUGAUGGAAGCCACUGUUAUAAAUUUUUUCAGAAAAUGGUCCCGAACUCACUCUGCUAUUAUCUUCAGAAAAAACACCAUCUAAAAAAGGAGAGAUCAGAGUUUGGAAAUCUGGGUUUUUGAAACCAACUACAAUGGCUGGAGUUUUACCUAGCAUAUCUGAUAUUCGUUGUGAGGUUCCCGAACUUAGAGGAGAUAACUUUAAGAUAUGGAAGGAGAGAAUUCUUCUUCAAUUAGGGUGCAUGGACAUAGAUUAUGCUAUAAGGAAAGAUGAACCGCAUAAGAUCACUGAUACCAGCACACCUGAACAAAUUUUAUUGUACGAACGCUGGGAGAAAUCUAAUCGCCUUAGCGUGAUGUACAUUAAGACAAAAAUCAGUGCUGGUAUACGUGGUUCAAUCGAGCAACAUGAGAAUGUCCGUGAAUUGUUAAAGGCUAUUGACGAGCAAUUCGUCACUUCAGAUAAAGCCUUGGCAAGCACCCUAAUUAUGAAGUUCACAUCCCUGAAGCUCACCGGUAUAAGAGGUGUGCGUGAACAUAUCAUGGAGAUGAGGGACAUUGUGGCUCAAUUGAAGAAACUCGAGGUAGAAAUGUCUGAAUCUUUCUUGGUGCACUUUAUCCUUAACACUCUUCCACUUCAGUAUGGACCUUUCAAAAUCUCUUACAACACACAUAAGGAUAAGUGGUCUAUCAAUGAAUUGAUGACCAUGUGUGUUCAAGAGGAAGGAAGGUUAUUGAUGGAACAGGGAGAAAGUGCCAUGCUGGUGACGCAAAGGAAAGGAAAGAAAGGAAAAUCUCAAGCUAGUCAGAAAGGAAAACAACAAAUUCCUCCCAAAUCUGACAUUAAGAAAGACGAAAAGUGUUUUUUCUGUAAAAAGAAAGGACACGUUAAGAAGAAAUGUCUGAAAUUUCAGAAUUGGCUUGAGAAGAAAGGGUAUGCAAAACCUAAGGAAGCCAGUGACAAGUGAGCAAUUCAUCUUAUCCGGAAACAAGAUGGGCUCGCAUGUGGAAGCAAUAGGGACAUGUUAUUUAACUUUAUA
This is a messenger RNA of Vitis vinifera (wine grape), 1180 nucleotides long. RefSeq lists its product as uncharacterized. The record is from RefSeq and is a predicted model, not a curated record. NCBI's taxonomy places the organism in Eukaryota, Viridiplantae, Streptophyta, Magnoliopsida, Vitales, Vitaceae. Gene Ontology annotation, molecular function: zinc ion binding; nucleic acid binding. The transcript is spliced from 3 exons. Bases 275 to 1108 code for a protein of 277 amino acids.